UCUUCAUCUUCCCCCUUCAUUACUCGGUUCAGCUGUUUUGCUUCUGGUUGCUUUCCAGAGAUGUCAGCCCAUCCACCUCCACCGCCGUCCCCAAUUCCACCUUCACCGCUACCUCAACCCCCGCCCCAACGGCAUAGCAGACGCCCACCCCCAUCUCAAAGGCCACCGACACCAAUCUCCCUCAGCCAAAUCAUCAUAUCAAAGCGUGCUGCGAAUGGAGAAGCUCCAGCACCUGAUGCAGAAAACCUUAUCUCAAGUAAACCGACAAAGCAAAUAAUACUCCGGCAACCUCAACGGACAAAUCCGCUUGUAUGGUGCUGUGCAAUUGCGUGUCUCAUAUUUAGUGUUGUUCUUAUUUUCUUUGGAAUUGCGACUUUGAUACUCUUCUUAGUUGUUAAACCAAAAACUCCAUCGUUUGACAUCCCCAAUGCAAGCCUCAACACCAUCUACUUCGACUCACCGGAAUAUUUCAACGGCGACUUCACCUUCCUCGCAAAUUUCUCCAACCCUAAUCGGAAACUCGAUAUAAGAUUUGAGUAUCUGGAUUUGGAGCUUUUCUUUUCUGACAGGCUCAUAGCAACUCAAUCUCUUGCACCUUUCACACAAAGACCUGGAGAAGGAAGGGGUGGGAUCGGUUCGCUUGAUAUCGAGCUUGGUUUACCUUCCUGUCAAUCACGCUGUGGCGCUUCAAACGCAGGUGCAGAACAAUCAAGUUAACUACAAUAUGAGAGGAACAUUUAAAGUGAGAGCCAGUCUAGGUAUGAUCCAUUUUUCCUACUGGUUGCAUAGCAGAUGCCAAUUACAGAUGACAGGUCCGCCGAGGGGUGUUUUAGUUGCAAGAAGUUGCAAAUCUAAAAGAUGAAGAUCCAGAAGCAUUCUUUCCUGGUAUCUUCCUCCUAUGUUCCUAGUAUGUCUACUUUGAAACCCUAAAUGUGUAAAGGUCAUACGAGCUAUAUAAAUAUGAUACAUGAGCAUUCUUUUCUACAAACUUACGAAA
Messenger RNA from Malus domestica (apple), 997 nucleotides. RefSeq lists its product as uncharacterized. The record is from RefSeq and is a predicted model, not a curated record. Lineage: Eukaryota; Viridiplantae; Streptophyta; Magnoliopsida; Rosales; Rosaceae. Gene Ontology annotation, cellular component: plasma membrane.